UCUAAGAAAACAUUUCCCAGAGAUUAAUUAAUUUUGGAUAUCCCACGAGAUUGAUCUCAUUUGAAUUGCAAAAAUAAUUGCGGGAAAAUUCGGGGAUUCCCCGGUGUCUGUUUUUUGACAUAACCCCUUCGAAUUUACCAAAAAUAGAUAAUUGUGGAAUUCCGCUGGUGGUAUUUUAUUUUGUAUUAUCUUCAACCGUUAUAGAUAUGUUUAUUCAGUCUUCUGGACGUUUUAGUCUGUCAUUAGCAGGAGUUUAUGGGGAUUGAGUGUAAGAACACUUGAAUCUAAUGAAUAACGGAGUUGAGUCAUAACAUCACGAUGUUUUGACCCAGUAUGCCACUUCCGUCCUUCUCGGUUAAUCCUCCUAAUGUGCGAUAAGAAAAUAACCGAAAACAUUGAAUAAACAUGAGAUUAACAUUCCUGAAGGGAAUUUGCUCCUCCAAUACCAAAACUCCUUUGAGAAUUUACGAUUGAAAUAUCAAUUUAAAAAAAAAAACAACAAUUCUUUCAUUACUGCGCAUAUCUUCAUGAAGAUAUUGCGCAAAAAUGGGCGUAGGGACCACUGCGCAACUUCCGUUGCACGUUUCGUUGCAUGAAAUUUCGCGCAGACCUCAGAAAAUAUAUACAAAAUAUCAAAUAAAUAUAUUCUUGAUAAAAAAAAUAUAGAGAUGGUCGAUUCCACAUUUUUAUUCGAUAAGAGAUAAUCUCGACGUUUUUAUAAAAUUGAUGGGUUCUUUCCGCUCGGCAGCCCUCGAGUUUUUUCAAGACCCUCGAGUGUUUCGGAACCUUUCACCCUACGAUGGACACGCAAAGGGAAGAAGAGAGAGCGGUAAAAAAAAAAUGGGAUGUGUAAAGAGGUGAGAUGUGGAUGGUGGUGGGGGCGGAGGGAAGCUGACCAGAUUGUGAGGGCCCCGGCAGCUGCUGUGACAGCUGCACCCGAUGCUCUCUUUCACCCUGACCCCCACUCCUGGUGAAAUAUAGAGAUGAGGCAUUUUCAAAUACCUCAAUUUUUCCAGGUGCACGUUUUAUCUGCUACGUGACACUAAAACCCGUCUCUUUGUCCGGUCCGGGACUCAAUAUGCGUCGCAGAUUUCGUCAACCUCCCAUGUUUUUUGAAAAAUAAAUUUUCAUACCCAUAAAUAAAUAAAUCCCAUCACGAUGUACCGAAAAGGAACCUUUUCCGCACGCUCUAUACCACUCGGGAAAAAUCACUUUUCCGCACUAGUUACGAAAUAUAUUAUUUCAAUCCCGUCAAAUUUUGAAUCGAUCUUAUUUUUGUGAUGGUAUGGAGAUGGUGAGGUUGAAUAAAAAAUUCAAGUAUUUGGAAAAUUCCUAGAGAAAUCCUCGAAUCAAUAAAUCCCGGAGAAAUUCCAUCGAUUUCGUCGGCUUGAGGUACCGUAAAGUCCAGGUAUGUGUCGGCAUUGAGAGGUGUGUCGAGGUCGAAUGGCGUAAUUUCAAGACCUGGAUUUAGAUCCGACGGAACUGCUUGAUCCCAUAUUUAUAGCGUUCAAUCAAUUAAACUUGUCGCUGACAAAAGGUGAAACAUUGGGACUUAAAUUGUAAGUGGUUCCACGAGGGGCUGUGCACCAGAUGGUCCCCAACAGCAUAUGCUGGUAGAAAUGAAAUUUAAGGCACCCCAACCUUCAGUUAUUGUUAAAGUACAUAUUGAGAUUGAUUAUUUACUUCUGGCUCAUGUGGGACGCAACAAAAACUCGCAGUCCCCGCAAUUAAAUUAAUCCAUCGAGACAUUUUCAUUGGUUGAAUAAAAAAAAUAUCGGAUUAUAUUGAAUUAUAAUAAUUAUAGGGGAGCAUUGGGCCCUGUGGACACCAUUUUAAAUUAGUCCCACGAAAUAAACGUGAAUUGUUGUCCCAAUUUUAUUUGCAAAUAAAUAAUUCAAUCGAGAUGAUGAGUAAAAUCAGUUUUCACUGGAUAUCCCUCAGGUGAUAGGAGAUGGAAAAAUUUUUAUAGAAACUUUUUUGUAGGUCUCAUUCUGCUCUAGAAGAAAGGUUCUCAUAAAAAUAAUCCAACGGCUCUCAGAUUCUGAGAUAUUCGCGAAAAACCGCGGAGCUCUCACGAUGCCAAUUCCCCACCCACCAGAUUAAUUAUAAUAAUCAAUUAUUUAUCAAUUUUUUUUCUUCAUGAGGAUUCCCUAGAGAAUUUAUUCGAGAAUCGAAUAUUUUUUAAUGUCUUCCAGGGAAUGAAUAGAAUUUUUCCCUUGAGAAAUUUCAAUUGAAUUGACAUUUUCGGUGUUCAUAACUGGGCAUUAGUCCAUUUACUCAUUGUGAAUGGUUCUGCUGGUGUGAGUGAUGACGAACCCUUGGAGCUGAUGGAGUCGUGUGGCCUGUCUCCAGAGUGGGGAUAGAAUUCUUCACCAGAAUUAACAGUCGCCUCUCUCCUCAGCUAGGUCCUGACUGGUGGCUGCGGUUGUUCAGUCAGUGAGAGCAAUCCAACCGAUACACAUCAUCCUCCAUCAAGUUGAGUCCCAAUUUCCCUACCUUUUAUUUUUAUCAUCAAGCCGAUGCAAUCACCUCGACCGGAUACACGCGUUGUCGGAGCGUGAAGCCGCAGUUUCACCAAGUGUUAUCAUUGAUUGUUACCAAGACUUUCUGGAAAUUAAAUUCCAAGUGGAACGUUUCACCGAUUUGUUAUCGUUUGGGUCAAGUGUUUGCGGGUGAUUAUUUGAUAUGGUGCGAGGAUUAUCGCAGUGGACCAAGACCCUGAGCUUUCCCGCCAGGGUCUCACCUCAAAGACCAACGAAAGAAUCCGCUAAAUUUCAUCUCAGCCCCAGCUCAAGUCCUGUCUCACCACCCAGUCCUAUCAACGAUAAUAUCAUGGACAAGACACCAAUCAUUGCUGACGAGACAUUUCAAGACCUAGAGGCAGAGAAAGCUAUUAUGGGAUCGAUUGUUUAUUGCAUACAUCAUAAGGACGGCUGCAAGUGGUCGGAUGAAUUGCGCAAAUUGAAGGCCCAUUUAAACACCUGCAAACACGACGCAGUCCCCUGCAGCAAUAAAUGCGGUGCAAUGAUCCCUCGAGUUCUAAUGGAGGAUCACCUGAAGUACACGUGUGCACAACGUCGUGCACGUUGUGAUUUCUGCGCCAAAGAAUUCACUGGACAAACCCUGGAGAAACACACGGGUACCUGCGGGUACGAGCCCCUCUACUGCGAGAACAAAUGCGGAAUGAAAAUCCAGAGGCGAUAUUUAAAUCAGCACAAACUGGGGGAAUGCGCCAAGAGACUGGUGGGUUGUAGAUACUGCAGCAAGGAAUUUGUCUUCGAUACUCUGGGGAAUCAUCACACAAAAUGCGGAAGAUUUCCAGUAGCAUGUCCCCAUCGAUGCGAAACAGCAGUGCUACCCCGAGAGGACCUGGAGAUUCACCUGAAGGAUCACUGCACAACGCACCUCCUCUCCUGCAGUUUCAAAGACGCUGGCUGUAGAUUCAAGGGAAAUCGUUUUUCACUGGACAAACACAUGGAGGAGUCGACGAAGAUGCACCUGAGUCUCAUGUGCAGUGUAGUAACUAAACAGCAGCACCAAAUAACAAGCCUAAAAUCAGCGAUGGGAAAGCUAUCGCUUAAUUACACUGGGACAUUAAUCUGGAAAAUCAGUGAUUACACAGCAAAAAUGUCCGAGGCGAAGACCAAAGAAGGAAUGGAACUCAUCAGUCCGCCGUUUUACACUAGUCAAUACGGAUACAAAUUGCAGGCGUCGAUUUUUCUCAAUGGAAAUGGCACUGGGGAGGGCAGCCACAUGUCGAUUUAUAUAAAGAUUCUGCCUGGGGAAUACGAUGCUCUUCUCCGUUGGCCGUUUUCUCAUUCCGUGUCGUUCACGAUGUUCGAUCAGACUGUCCAGGCUGACAAGGCGUGCAACAUCGUCGAGAGUUUCAUCCCUGAUCCGACCUGGAAAAAUUUUCAGAGACCGAGUCGAGAGCCCGAUUCCCUCGGGUUUGGAUUCCCCAGGUUCAUCUCCCACGAGAUGGUGAAGAAACGACACUUCGUCAAGGACGACACAAUGUUUAUCAGGGUCAAGGUCGAUCCCAGUAAAAUUGUGGCUGUUUAAGUGACUCAAAUUAUCUGUACAUUUUUUUUUUCAAUUUCUGCAUACAUUUUGAUUUUAUCGCAGAAAAUAUUUCUCUCUCGAUGAAAAGAUUAUUUUGUCGUUACGAAAUUAUUGUUGAUAAUUACUUGAUGAGGAAAUUGUCAGAUUCAAUUUCUUUUUGAAAUCGACCAAAUGUAAAUAUCAUUUUCAUUACUGUACAGUUUUUUUUAUAAU
This is a messenger RNA of Fopius arisanus, 4275 nucleotides long. It is a transcript of the gene Traf4, whose product is annotated as TNF receptor associated factor 4. The record is from RefSeq and is a predicted model, not a curated record. Lineage: Eukaryota; Metazoa; Arthropoda; Insecta; Hymenoptera; Braconidae. Gene Ontology annotation, molecular function: zinc ion binding; protein binding. Bases 2686 to 4062 code for a protein of 458 amino acids. The transcript is spliced from 6 exons. Gene Ontology annotation, biological process: tumor necrosis factor-mediated signaling pathway; protein K63-linked ubiquitination; regulation of apoptotic process.